Symbiodinium natans is the source of this 750-nucleotide messenger RNA. The record is from the annotation of a GenBank genome assembly. Lineage: Eukaryota; Dinophyceae; Suessiales; Symbiodiniaceae.
GAGCAAGAUUUCCUGGACGGCAAGACCGAUCCCUCCUGGAAGCUGGACCAGUUCAAGGACAACAAGCACUUCAUUGCCAACUCGACCGGGCAACGCCUCGUCUACAAAGGCGACAGCAGUUCCUUCUUCGGCUGGAUGAAGUUGGGAUUCGGCCAGCAGGCGGGCGAGUGCGAGUGGAUGGACGAGCCGGAAAAUGGUUGGGAUGAGUUUGACAAGGAGCUCAAUACUGAGAAGCUCAAUUUCACGCAAGACGCGAAGAACGCGGGGAAGGCGUACAACGGCAUUCAGUACGCGGACAAGUGGCAGUGGAUUUACCUGGACAAGUGGGACCUGCCCUGGCAUGCGGAUGAGCAGUCGGAGAAUGAGAUCAACAUGUGCGGGUUGAAGAAAGUGGCCAAAGAUGACAUUCCCCUUUACCGCAUCUUCGAGAGGAACAUGAUGAAGCGGUACAAAGACCGUGUCUUCAAUGUGAUACCCAUGGACGAGAAGGAAGAGAUCCGAAAAUGGGUUUGGCAAAACUUGCUCGGCUUCACCGAGCUAAAGCUGAAGCUGGAGUGGGUGAAGAUGCAGCACGUCAAGUUCUUCAACAAGGCCCAUACGCUGGACAUGACGGUCGCGCGUGAUUUCGAUGAAGUGCUGCUUGAGAUUGAGAAGCCUUCGGACCACGCCAACAAGGAGAUUGCCGACAUGUACAUCCUGUUGCCUCCCGGGCGCCUUCUCUUGCGCGGGGCCGCAUCUUUCUUUCGCUGA